ACCUUUCACUGGAACAGGCUCUGGGAUCUUUACCUCCCUCAGGCUCCUGGGCAUAAUGCCUUGCUCUAAGAAGCCUGAUUACUUACAGGGUUUGAGCCUUCUACAGUGGCCCUUGAGCUACCUUGCCGUCUUUUGGAUCGGGCAGCCGUUGUUCCUUUGCUUGCUGUUCACACCCCUGUGGCUGCUACCAACACUUUACUUUGUCUGGUUGUUCCUGGACUGGAAGACUCCGAAUCAAGGUGGCAGGCGUUCAGCCUGGGUAAGGAACUGGUCUAUCUGGACCCACAUCAGGGACUAUUUCCCUAUUACAAUCCAGAAGACAAAGGACCUGUCACCUUCCCAGAACUACGUCAUGGGGGUCCAUCCCCACGGUCUCCUGACCUUCGGCGCCUUCUGCAACUUCUGCACUGAGUCCACAGGCUUCUCGAAGACCUUCCCAGGCAUCACCCCUCACUUGGCCACACUGUCCUGGUUCUUCAAGAUCCCCUUUAUUAGGGAGUACCUCAUGGCCAAAGGAGUGUGUUCUGUGGGCCAGCCGUCCCUUGACUACCUGCUGAGCCAUGGCACUGGAAACCUCGUGGGUAUUGUUGUGGGAGGAGUGGGAGAGGCCCUACAGAGUGUGCCUAACACCACCACCCUCAUCCUCCAGAAGCGCAAAGGGUUUGUGCGUACGGCCCUCCGACACGGGGCUCAUCUGGUCCCUACCUUCACAUUUGGAGAAACUGAGGUAUAUGACCAGGUGCUGUUCCAUGAGGACAGCUGGAUGUACAAGUUCCAAAGCUGCUUCCGCCGGAUCUUUGGUUUCUAUUUCUGUAUCUUCUAUGGACAAGGCUUCCAUCAAGACUCCUUGGGACUCCUACCAUACCACAGACCCAUUGUUACUGUAGUUGGGGAGCCUUUGCCCCUGCCCCGUGUUGAAAACCCAAGCCCAGAGAUGGUGGACAAAUACCAUGCACUCUACAUGGAUGCCCUACACAAGCUGUUUGACCAGCAUAAGGUCCAGAAUGGCUGCUCGGACACCCAGAAGCUGCUUUUCGUGUGAUGAAGAGACUCCACUUGAGAUCACCAAAGCACUUGCUUUGGAGAGUCCUGGGGAAGGAAGAUGAAGGAGGCCAUGUGUAUGGUCAGGGAGGGGACAUUAAGAGCUCCUUUCUGACCAUAAUACUGCCCCUGGCCACUCCCUCACAGGAGUUGUCCCUGAGGAGUUCCACCCAAACAUUCUUCAGAGGGGAGCAUCCUGAAGCCGCUCUAGUCUCAGGCCCUUUCUGAACCUGAAAUCUUAA
Messenger RNA from Peromyscus maniculatus bairdii (prairie deer mouse), 1283 nucleotides. It is a transcript of the gene Awat1, whose product is annotated as acyl-CoA wax alcohol acyltransferase 1. Gene Ontology annotation, molecular function: long-chain-alcohol O-fatty-acyltransferase activity. Gene Ontology annotation, cellular component: endoplasmic reticulum membrane. The record is from RefSeq and is a predicted model, not a curated record. NCBI's taxonomy places the organism in Eukaryota, Metazoa, Chordata, Mammalia, Rodentia, Cricetidae. Gene Ontology annotation, biological process: lipid metabolic process.